Antrostomus carolinensis (chuck-will's-widow) is the source of this 4713-nucleotide messenger RNA. RefSeq names its product coiled-coil domain containing 180 (gene CCDC180). The record is from RefSeq and is a predicted model, not a curated record. Lineage: Eukaryota; Metazoa; Chordata; Aves; Caprimulgiformes; Caprimulgidae. The transcript is spliced from 37 exons. Bases 1 to 4713 code for a protein of 1570 amino acids.
AUGUGGCCAGUGGGGACUGCGCGGCUGGUUCCAAGCAGGGCAAUCUACAAACCGAUCUUUGAUGAUGAGGUUCAGUUAGUACGCUCUUUGGCUGAAGUAAGGAAGAAGACUAGGUUUUCUGUAAAGAGAGAAAGGCUGGCUUUGGUUAGGGAUUCAGAAAUUUCUACUGAUGCCAAGCUACUGCCGUGUUACCAGCAGAAGUGUGUUGAAAGAACGCCCUACAAUGACUCCCCAGAAAAGCCACUGUUGUACAGGGAAGCUACAACAUUUCAAAAAGCUUGGAAAGGUGUAGAUGAAAAGGCAGCUGAGGAAGUCAGAGCCCUGCCUAAUUUUGUCGUUCCUGAGGAAACGAGGAGUAAUAUCUUGGAAUGCCUGUCAGAACGCCGGCGAGGCCGUCAUGAUGAAGCACUAACUUCAAUGUAUCACGAGCUUGCCUGCAUUGCCAGGGAGCUGGAACCCUUGGUUUUGGAGUCUGGAAAAUUCCUUCUGACAAAACUGAUGGAAUCUGAUAGAAAAAUUGAACUUCUGUUUAAAAAGAUUGAGUUUGACACUACUGUGGAAGGUUUCUCGAUUGAAGGUUUGGAAGAACUGUGGAACGUCAUCCAACAGGAAUCCUUGACCGGAAAGAAGUGGGUCAGGGAAAUGGAUGAAGCCUUAAAAAAGGUUGAAUGGAGUCGAGCUGAUAAAAUAACAGAUGUGCUGAGGAAGUAUACUGUGAUACUGGAGGAAAUUGCCUUCUUUUUGCCAGCUGAUGUUUAUAGGCUCAUCAAUAAUGAGGCCAUGAUGAUUAACAGAGCGCUGUUGGCGAAUCAGAGGGCAAUUGCCAAGCUGUUCUUUAAUCUAAUGAAAUCGGAGAUGAAGAGGGAAUUAUCACUUCGAUUGAAGUGGCAGGAUAGAGUCAAGGACUGGAAGCUAAUCCAAAAGAAUUACGUAGUUCACAGUUUCAGAGAAUUUAUGGCAAAUGAAGAGAUACAGAAUCCUCCAACUGUGAAAACAGAAAUGGAAAAUAUGAUAAAGGAUCAGAUUUUACUUAAUGAAAGGAGACUGGAGUUUUUGCAGCACCUUGGGUACGACAAAAGAAAGAACAGGAACAAGGGAAAUGAUUUGUUGCCUCCCAUACACACGAAAGCUGACAUAGUUGAAUGGUACAAAUCUUUGGUGAAUUUAAACAGAAGUAUAGAUACCCACAAUAUGGAGUGUAUGGGGAAAAUACACACCCAAUAUGAGAUGGUCCAGCAAAAAUGUUUGGCAGAAAUGCAGCUAUGCAAGAAUAACCUGUUGAAUCUGAAUGUUUGCACAAAAAAAGAGGCUGAAGAAAUUGUGAAUUCUGAGUUAUUUCCAUUAACUGAGAAAUUACAAAGUCAGUUUGAAGAAAAACUGGAGCGUAUGAAUAGAGACUUUGAGGAGCUGGCUAAACAGAAUGAGCAGAAUUGUAGAGACUUGUACAGCUAUUUUCAGGAGGCCAUGGGUCUCUGGGAUGUCCAUCAACUCAAACUGUCCCAGCAGGAAGGUGAAUUUCAGAAGAAAUUAGAUGAAUGCAGAUGGAAACGGGAUAACUUAAUACAGAUGAUGGAAGCUAACCUGGAUGCAAUUUUGGCUGAAAUGAGAACAGCGAGCUCUGAAAAAAAGCUGAAGAUCUAUUUGGAGAACAGCCUUUCUUCUUUAGAUGACAUUAAAGCUAAGUAUGCAUCAUUCAGCCCAAUUCUAAUGGAUAAAAUAAUGGCUUACCCAGAAGCUAUUUUGUGGGAAUUGAUUUCUUACAGUAUAUCCGUCAGCCAGUAUUUUAAUGUGAAGGAAAUCUUCAAACAGAACUUGCAGGGAGAGAUAGACUCCACGUUUCAAGAUCAAGUUAAGGCUUCAGGAGCUGAAGGUCUGGUGGAGCAGCAAGCUGAGAGCAUUGUGCAAGAAAAUGAAGGAAAGCAGAAGAUGGAUAGUUGUCAACGAGAAAAUGAAGAAACAAACAUAGCUGAGAAUGAGGCCAUCAUUGCAGAGGAAACUGAGGAAACUGAGGAAGAAGAAGAUGGGGAGAGUAUUCCUCACGAAAGUGAAGAACCUGAGCAUGCAGGUCAGGGGGUUAUGUUCAACAGCAGCAAGGCAGAGAGCUCUGAAAUUCCUGUUGAGACCUUUUCCACUUCUAGUGGAAACACUUACACAGUUCUUGAAGAUGGAGAGGCAGGAAAGACUGACAUCCCAGAGACUCAUUUUACAAAAUAUGAAGAAAGAGAGUCACUUCCUAUAUACCUGAAAUAUGGACUUAUCGAUGAAACCAUGUUCAUAGAGCUGAAGAAAAGGAUUCGCCUCUGCUUUUUUGAACACUUGGAGAAAUGGUUUGCAGAGUCUUUGUCCAACUCCUUUGUUAUUGUAGCUGCCAAGAAAGAGGAGCUGAAUUCAGACCUUCAGCUGCGUCUUCACUUGCAUCAACAAACACGGGAGAAUAUAGAGACAAAUAUCUACAAUGUUAGAGCUGUGGAACUGUUGCUUCACAACGAGCGUCUAGAGUGCCACUGUGCUGGGGUGGAAGAAGCUCUGAAAAAUGAGAGAGCUGAAUUUCUCAAAUUUUGUGAUGAGCAAAACAUCAUGAGCAAAAACUUACACUCACGAAUCUGUGACAUGGAAUCUGUCCUCCUCAGUGCUCCUACGACUGAGAAGUUAGUUUCUUUCAGCAACAGUCUGAACUCAGAGCUACAUAAUCAUCUGGAAAUGAUCCAGGUUUCCCUGAGGAGCUACUGGAACUAUUUGGAGGAAGCUUUAGGAAAAUUAAGGAAUUCCAAUGUGCAGUUUCUCAAAGCUUGCAGAUUAUUUUUGGAGGGAGGUAACUUUUCUCCUGAGGAGGCAAAGUCUUUCACCAAGCGUCUUGAGGCAGAAAGUGAGCGUAUUAACUCUUUUGAAAGUUUAAUCAAGACAGAUAUGGAGAAAAUGGAAUCGAGCUGCAUGGAGCAGGCUACUGGAUUUAUCAACCAAUCUGAAAAAAAGUUCCAGCAUCUCUUUAUGAAUCGAGCCUUUAUGGAGAAGAUCCAACGAUUAUUGUCAAAUCUACGAGUGCAAAUCAAAUCAGAGGUAGCAAAUUCCACUUCGCAGGCAGUGACAUUAAACUCUUCUCUGGAGAAGCUCCGUCAGGAGAUAGAUGCUUGUGCUCAUCAUACUGCAGAUAAAGAAGCUUUGACUUCUGAAGAAUUGUAUGAUUUUGCCAAAGGAGUGUUGAAAAAACUGAAAGAGAGGAGCCAGUAUCUUGACUGCUUGCUAGUAAAAGCAGUGAGCCCACGUGAUAAUAAACACUUUACCCCUCUUGCAACGGAUGUUACGUUACAAGGUCCGAUUGCUGCUGCCAUUCGAACAGAGCGUCUCAGAGAUGAGAGCAAAGUGAUGGUGAUGGGGCUGGAUCCUGUCAGAUUUCCUUUGUUAAAUCCCAGCAGAAUGGGAAAGUCUGCACUUGAUGAUUUAUCAAUAAGUUUUAUCAAAAAUUUACUUGGAAUUCAGUCAGCCAGAAAAUCUUCAGGCUUAAAUAAGGAGAGAAAUGAUCAAUCACAUUCAUCAGGACCAGCAAUUGUGUCUGACAAAGGUCCUCAGAGCUCUGCUACUUACAACUGUGCAUCUCGGAUCACCAAGAAGUUGCCUUCUAAGAAAAAGAUGUCAAGAGGAAGAGUACAGAAAUCCACCAAACCAGUUCUUGGUGACAAGAGAUUCCAGAUGUUUGGAGAGAAGCCUCCAGAAGCUGAUACUUUCAAGGGGAUUAUUAUGAAUAUUCUCUGGACGGGCAAUAACAACUUGCUCUCCCUUGCUGAGGAGUUCUACCAAAAAGAGAAGCUUCAAAUCACAGUGCCCGAAGAUGUGCCAGAGACAUUUGAACGUUGUGCAAAAAUGCUCAAACAGCAUCUAUUGUCAUACCAAAGCCAGACAGAUGAUUACCACAAUUCCUGUCUUAUGGAAUUUCAGGAUCAGUUGAAGUUGUUUGAGAAGGAGCUCCCUUAUGUCUGCCAGUUGGCAAUUGAUAGUCUUUUAAAAGAACACGAGCAGAAGCUCAGCUAUUCCACUGGUCAGAUUCGUCAGCUCUUCAAUAAACAGCUGGAAGACUGGGAGAAAGUGAAGGCUGUGCACAAGAAUCAAUUGCAUCCCUCUCUGGGACACCCAGACAACUUAGUUCAGCUGGAUGCUUUGUGCCAAGAGGAAAUAAAAAGACAAAAAGACCAAGCUGAUGGUAUUCAUCUCAACACACAGAUGCUGCAGGACUGUGCUGCUGAGUGUGCUCAGAACUUUUUUUCUGCGCUAGCUGCCUUCACUGAAAAGCUGCUUCUGGAAUUAGAUGAAAGUAUCACUGUUGAUGAUGUACAAGUAGCAAAAACUGAAAUACCCAGAGAGAAGACAUCCACUUUAACCGACCGUAAACAAGCUGAACUUCCUCUAGAAGUCUGUGAAGUUAAACAGUUAAUUGAACGUGGGAGCAGGACUUGGCCAGGAAUACCCAGGACUACCCUUACAUACAAUUCAGACCAUAUUCUUUGCAGAGAAACUGCGUCAGUUACAACAGCUAAGACUACACUGGGUCAUGUAGCAGCAGUAGAAGCAAGAGAUGCUGUUUAUAAGAAAUACAAAUGUAAACUUGAGCAGCAGUUUGCCCAGAUCAAGGAAGAAAGUACAGCUCAGCUGCGGACCAUUCAGUGUUGGCAAGAUUGGUGGAAAAGAUCCAUCCAGAAGAUUAAGCAACUCUAUACAUGA